AGACACUUUCACUUGUCAGUGAAAUCAUACUUCCUUCUCUUCGUCUUCUUCUUUUCCUUCUCCUAUUUCAUUUUCUAAAUUUCAUCUCAAAAAACAUGGCUAACUAUAGGAUGGAUUCAGAGGAGGAAGCCUUGUUUCGACAUUCUCCUUAUACACUUUACUUCGUCCAAAGUCCAUCUACUAUCUCGCAUGCAAACAGCGGAGAACUCACUCGUAAUAAUAACAACAACAAAAACAAUAAUAUUAACGAGUUUUCAGUAUGUCAUUCCCCAAUCCCUCAACCCGAGGUCGGUCCAUUGGCUCUCUCUCGAUACUCAUCUCGUGGAUCUAACCAUUCAUUCUCACAUCACGAGAAGAAGAUAUCGUGUGACUCGCUUCAGAGCCAUGAAACAGGAAUUAAUGAUGAGAACGUUGAGAUUGAUCAUGAGAAACAUUGUGGUGCAAUAUUAUUGCUACAUGGGAAAAAUGGUAAUAGUGUUGAAGAGGGGAAUGAAUAUGAGGAUGAAUAUGAAUAUGAAGAGGAGGAUUAUUAUUAUGGGAAAGGAAAUUGGAAGAGGUUUUUUUCUUUGGGAUAUUCGGAUUCGACACCGUGGAUUGUUUUGCAAGUAACUUGGAGGCUUAUUGUGAGUAUGAUAAUAGCUUUGGUAGUUUUCUACGUUGCCACAAAGCCCCCUGCACCUAAGGUUUCUCUUGAGAUUGCUGGUGUUCGUGAAUUUGGAUUAAGAGAGGGAGUGGAUGGAACUGGUGUAAAUACCAAAAUGCUUACAUGCAAUUAUUCCAUGAGUUUACAAAUAGAUAACAAGUCUAAGCUGUUUGGGCUUUACAUUCAACCCCCUGCAAUGGAAAUGUAUUUUGGAAGGGUCCCUUUCAUAUUAGCACAAGGAGAAGAGCUAUAUGCAGGGAGCAAUGGGCAAACAUACUUCAAGCUAAAUGUAGGGACAAGGGAAAAGGCAAUGUAUGGGGCAGGUAGAAUAAUGCAAGACAUGCUCCAAUCUGGGAAAGGAUUGCCUCUCCUCCUACGCGUGCAUCUCACUUCAACUUUCCAUGUUGUUUGGGGUCUUAUCAAACCCAAAUUUCAUCACCAAAUCGAGUGCCUCCUUCAUCUUCAUAAUACUUAUAAUAAAAGACAUAGAACCCAAGCUUAUAACAGCACUUGUACUGUUCUCACUUCUUAAUUCAAACUUGAACUGGUUUAUGAAAAAAGAAAACAUGGAGAAAGUGUUAUCGGUGUUGUUGAGCUAGGUUCGACCUUUAAGUUUCUCAGUCAUGUGCCUUUUUUUGUAAAGGAUACUAAAAGAUCCAUUAAGUAGUAUAUAAAAUUCUAUGUGGUUUUACCUCAAAUUUGUCUUCCAAAUAGCAGGAUUUUGUAUUGUCAAUUAGUUUAACUUGGCUUACUACAGAUUGGCAUUUGA
This is a messenger RNA of Nicotiana tabacum (common tobacco), 1412 nucleotides long. RefSeq lists its product as uncharacterized. The record is from RefSeq and is a predicted model, not a curated record. Lineage: Eukaryota; Viridiplantae; Streptophyta; Magnoliopsida; Solanales; Solanaceae.